UGUUCUGGUGCUAGAAAUGUACCAGUGUGAAACCUACCAAUGAAACGAUAGUGGCGAUAGUCCUAAAACUAUCGAUAGUUAAUUCAAGUGGUCAGACUAUCGGUAGUAUCGUCGAUAGUUUGAUAGCCCUUGCAUAUAGUCUUAAAUAUGGCUCCUCCGGCCGCACGUCAGCGAUAUAAUGCAAAUAAAUCGGACAAUGGAGUCGGUCUCACCAAGAAGCCACCUAGGAAGCUUGAUAGCCAAAAAAAGGAUUGCAAGAAGAGUUCGAAUGGAACGAAAAUAUCUUAUACUGCGGCAAAAAAUACAAAAUCAACAAUUGUCCCAAGCGUAGAAACAGCAUUUAAGACAUUUGUUAGUGCACGGUUAUGCAGUGCUAUAUGGGCAUAUAUAUCUGAUUGCGACGAAACUUUCAACUAUUGGGAGCCACUUCAUUAUAUCAUUAAUGGACACGGUAUGCAAACUUGGGAAUAUAGCCCACAAUUUGCACUUCGAUCGUAUACAUAUCUCUUAUUACAAGGGGUGCCCGGAUGGAUAUACCAAAAGCUUUUCAAUCCAAGCCCUUUUUUAAUAUUUUACAUGAUACGAUGUAUUUUAGGAUUUGGGUGUGCAGUUAUGGAACGUUUUAUGUAUAAGUCAAUCUGCCAAGAGUUUGGAAUACAUAUAGGACGACUGUGGUUAAUUUUUCAACUAUUUAGUGUAGGCAUGUUUGUAUCAAGCACCGCUUUAUUACCGUCUUCUUUCUCAAUGUACUUUGGAUGUGCUGCCAUAGCUGCAUGGUGGCAACUGAAGUACAGCCUAGCGAUAUUUUUUGUAGCUAUUUCAGCCAUCCUUGGCUGGCCAUUUGCAGGAUUAUUGGGAGUUCCAGUCGCUUUGGAUAUGCUAUUACAUAAAAGAAUGUGGAAAACGUUUAUAACGUGGGCGUCUAUUUCUGCAAUAACAAUUGGUUUACCGAUGGUUGCAAUCGACAGCACCUAUUUCGGCAAAUUAGUGAUCGCACCUUUGAAUCUAGUAAUAUAUAACGUUUUUACUAGUCAUGGACCGAAUAUAUUUGGCACCGAACCAUUGAAGUAUUACUUAUUUAAUGGGUUUUUGAACUUUAAUGUCAUUUGGCUGCUUUCUCUAAUUACACCGGUUAUGUUGGUGAUUGAUCACUUUCUAGUGCCUGCGAAAUCCAAAUCAACGCUUAAUUUUCCACGAUAUUUAUCAUUAGCGCCUCUUUACCUCUGGCUGUUAGUUUUCUUUCCACAACCCCACAAGGAGGAACGCUUUCUUUUCCCCAUUUAUCCGCUAAUAUCACUGUGUGGAGCUAUCACUGUCGAUGUAAUUCAACGCAUUUUUUUUAGACUGAAGUCUGUGGUUAACAGUAAAACUAUGGCAGGCUCCCACUAUUUGGAUCACACUAUGUUCAUAGCCGUUUUCGUUAUGCUUGUAAGCACACUGUUGGGUUUGUCAAGAGUAUUCUCUCUUUACCGAAACUAUCACGCCCCUAUGGAUGUCUUCAUGGAACUGAACCAAUUUAAAGCGUCGCAACAAUAUAAGGACGAUCGAAUAUAUAACGUAUGUAUUGGGAAAGAUUGGUAUCGUUAUCCUGGUAGUUUUUUUUUUCCUACAAAUAAUUUUCGUUUACGCUUUUUGAAAUCAGAGUUUCGAGGCAUGCUACCUUUUUAUUAUGCCGAUGGAGAAAAUGCUACUCAAGUAGUGCAUCCAUAUUUCAAUGAUAUAAACCAAGAAAAUGAAAGCGCUUAUUUUGUUUACAAUGACUGUGAUUUUUUGAUAUAUUUCGAUGAAGGCAAAUAUACAGACCUAGAACCCAAUUACACCAAAUUCACCAAAGAUUGGAUCCCGUCGAAAACUUUGCCAUUUCUCAUCCCACAUAAAUCACAUAAGCUCUUUAGAGCUUUCUAUAUACCAUUUCUAACUGAUAAUUAUACUUCAUACGGAAGUUUUUAUUUAUUAAAGCGGAAAAUAAAAUUAAGUUAAAAUAAAAUUAUAGUUUAAAAAACUAAAA
This is a messenger RNA of Rhagoletis pomonella (apple maggot), 2008 nucleotides long. RefSeq names its product alpha-1,2-mannosyltransferase ALG9-like. NCBI's taxonomy places the organism in Eukaryota, Metazoa, Arthropoda, Insecta, Diptera, Tephritidae. The record is from RefSeq and is a predicted model, not a curated record. Gene Ontology annotation, cellular component: endoplasmic reticulum membrane. Gene Ontology annotation, molecular function: alpha-1,2-mannosyltransferase activity. Gene Ontology annotation, biological process: protein N-linked glycosylation.